GCGGGCGGGCGAGGGCGAUGUUGAUGCUGGAGUAAAGAUGGCGCUCGGUGGGAGCAGCGGCGGCGGUUCCGGCUUCCUCUGCUCGGCCAAGGCGGCGUCGGGCGGGCUCCUCCUGGCCCUCCUGGCCGCCCUGCUCUCGGGGGGCCCCGCGCAGGCCCGCCUCCNNCACCUCAGUCUCAAGAAUGACAUGCGACUGAAAGUCCACCUCAACACAUUUGGCUUCUUUAAGGAUGGGUUCAUGAAGGUCACCAUCAACUACCUCUUUGUGGGGGAGACUGACAAAAACAUUCUGGUGGGCUUCAGUUUAGAUCGAACCCAGAAUGAUGGAUUCUCCACUUAUCUGGAUGAAGAAACGGAUUAUUGCACCUUGAAAAAAGAGCCAAACCCUGAUGUCUUGGUCAUCUUUCUCGUCUUGGAUUUCUCAGAGAUGGUCGUGAAAAUCACGUCUGAAGAUAAAGCUCCACUGUUGCCUGAAAUCAUCUUUAGUGAGCCUCAGGGAACUGGUCCUUCAGGAACUACUCAGAAAUCUGAACCAAAGCAGUCACUCAAGCAAAAUACGACGGAAGUCCAGAAGCCUGAGCGAACACACCCAAUCCAAAGUGGGAACCAUAGCUUUUCAUUCCAGUUCAGCAUCAGUUCGGAGAAACAAGAAGGAAUUUAUAGCCUCUAUUUCUACAAAUGCCUGCUAGGAAAACUGCUGAAUGAACAAGUCCCCUUUAGCCUGGACAUAUCCAUCACGGAGCGGAAUCCAAACAGCUACCUCUCAGCUGGAGAAAUCCCACUUCCCAAGCUGUACAUUUCCAUGGCAUUUUUCUUCUUCGUCUCUGGGGUCGUGUGGAUCCACACGCUUCGGAAGCGCAGGGCUGAUGUUUUUAAGAUCCAUUGGCUGAUGGCUUCUCUUCCUUUCACCAAAUCCCUUUCUUUAGUCUUCCAUGCGAUCGAUUACCACUAUAUCUCCACACAGGGCUAUCCCAUUGAGGGCUGGGCUGUUGUCUAUUAUAUCACACACCUAUUAAAAGGCGCUCUGCUGUUCAUCACCAUUGCUCUCAUUGGCACAGGCUGGGCCUUUAUUAAACAUAUCCUCUCCGAUAAGGACAAGAAGAUUUUCAUGAUCGUAAUCCCAUUGCAGGUCUUGGCAAAUGUUGCUUAUAUCAUCAUUGAAUCUACAGAAGAAGGCACGACAGAAUACGGGCUGUGGAAGGAGAUUCUUUUCUUGGUAGAUCUGCUCUGCUGCGGAGCCAUCCUGUUCCCCGUUGUAUGGUCAAUACGACACUUACAGGAAGCUUCUGCAACUGAUGGGAAAGCUGCCAUUAACUUAGCAAAGUUGAAGCUGUUCAGACACUAUUAUGUCAUGAUCGUGUGUUACAUUUACUUCACCCGAAUCAUUGCCAUCCUCAUCAAGAUAGCAGUUCCAUUCCAAUGGAAGUGGCUUUACCAGCUGUUGGAUGAAAUGGCAACCUUGGUGUUCUUCGUCCUCACUGGCUAUAAGUUCCGGCCGGCCUGCGACAACCCUUAUCUGCAACUUUCUCAGGAAGACGACAGCUUCGACGUGGAAUCUGUGGUGACGACCUCAGGCGUCAUGGAGGGUAUGAAGAAAGUCAAGAAAGUCGUCAAUGGCUCAGCGGAGCCCCACGGCGAGAAGGAAAGCGCCGCAUGAUGGACUGAUCUCCUCCCCCCCACCACAACACACUUCUCCUCUCUUCCCUCUCCCUCCCUUACAACAAGGCAGCACUUUCCAAUGAACUGUAAUUUAUUGAUCGUUCGCUUCCCUCAAUGGCACGGAAGCAGGACGACCUUCCCAGUGUAAAAACUGCAGACGUUGGGCUGGGUGGCGGGGGAAACAGGGAUAAAAUACAGCCAAGGAAGGAGAAUCAAAACUCUAUUCGUUCCUCUAUCUUAAGGAUUGGGGUUUUCUUCUGGUGCCCAGGAGAAAGGUUUAAAGGACAGAUGACAGUGGUGGCUUUUUUUAAAAAAAGAAAAGUCUUUUUAUCCCCCCCACCCCUCUUUUUUUUUCUUCUUCUUCUUUCUUUUGGGUUGUCAUGAUUCAGAACAUGAUUUCGAAAAGACUGUGCUCUGUUGGGUUUCUCGAGAGAGAGGCUUUCAGAGGGGAAAAAUGGGAGAGAUGUGUGCAUGCAAGUCUAGCAAUAUAGGUUGCUUUCUGAAAUGCAAAAAAUGGUGUCUUAACUGUGCUCGAAAGACGAAUGAUGCCGUAGGAAAGCUUGGGGCCUUUGUGAGUCCUUCGGGGGCUGGCUUGGAUACAUCCCGCUGGGUUCAAUUGCUUUCCCCUUUUUGCUUCUUUCAACUUCCAUUUGAACGGAGGGCGAGUGAGGAAUUUUGCCUCUAGGACAGCCAAAAUGGAAGCUGUGUUUUUAAGACCGUAGAGCUGUCAGAUCAGCAAAGGAUGUCACGGUUCUCUCCUUCCGUCAGUUUCCACGGCAUGGGUGAACGUGUUCGCUCAAUACAGUUGUCUGGAAUGUAUGCAACAGCACGAAAGUCGAAGUAGUAAAUUAUUUUGCUUCCAUUCCUCUUUGUGGUAAAGCGGGGAAGGGUUUGUAAUUCAUGGGGGGAAGAGGGAAUGAAGUGGCGUCAUUGAUCCUAUAGAACUCCCCUUAAAGAAGACUGCAUAAUUGAUCUCUGGAAUUCCUCUCUUUACAGUCCGUAAAGCUGUAACAUUUCUUGGCGGGGCAGGGUUCUCCAUGCUCAGCACGCGCUCCUGGAAAAAAGAGGCGCCUGCCACUGACUUCAGUUGACAAAAUAAGAGCCUACUCUUCGGUAGCACAGCCAGUCAAGACAACAACUGAAGCGAGUGCAACCUGAAACGUGUGUGGGUUGGUCCACAGAAGUGCGGUUGACCACAUCUUGGGAAAAAUGGGUUGUUUGCUCACUCUUCGUAUUGCCUCCUCCCUUCCCUGGCAACGCCAUGUAUCCUUACCGUUGAUAAAGGCUGUGUUCGCACAACACACUAAGCCAUUAGUCAUGGUUUAAAAGCCAUCAUGGUUAAGCCCAAACCAACAAACUGGAUUCUUUCUUAGUUUGCCAUGUGAACCUGGCCAUCACUGUGUGCCAUAAUGUGGCUUCUUUGUCGUUGGCUUAACGUGGGCUUGAUCUCUUGGAUUUAACUUGUUGCAUAGACACCUAACAUGGAGCAUUUCAGAAGAUAUCUGGCAGUGUCUUCUGUUAAAUCAAGCAGAGCUACUAAAGAUUGCAAAAUCUGAAGGCGUGUCAUCUUUUUGUGGGGCAGUUCGGUUCUUAGGGUUGACAGCUCCAGCAGCCAACUGUUGAGAUUUUGGAUGGCUCGUUCUCCAAAUCUAGAGCCUAGAUAUUUGGGGCCACAACCAUUUGGAGGGCACAGCAAAUUGGGAGAAGUGGCCACAAGCUUGGAGAGGCAUUUCAGCUAGAGAAGAUGAGCGUUGUUUUGAUUCUUUUUGCGGUAGUCGCCAAAGAAAUGAAAUCCACGGAGUCAGGCUGAGCCUGGAAGCAGAGUGGUUUUAUGGCUUUUGGGAAGAGACCUGGGUUUGUAAUCAUUGGAUCCUUUCUAAUCCCAGCAGUUGAGUGAGGCAACGCUGAACAUGUAUCUAGGAUGCCUUGGGGAAGGAUAUUAUUUAAGCUUUAUUGCUAACCCUUCUUGUUAAGCUCUAUUUCUAACCCUUCUUGUUAAGCUCUAUUGCUAACCCUUCUCCUUGUUAAGCUCUAUUGCUAACCCUUCUUGUUAAGCUCUAUUGCUAACCCUUCUCCUUGUUAAGCUCUAUUGCUAACCCUUCUCCUUGAUCUCAUUUCUCUCUUGGGCUGUUGCUGAAAUUGGCAUCGGGUACAUGCAGUCUAGACUGAUGAACUACUCAUACGAUCCCAAUGAUACAGUGGGGGUGGCGGGGGGGAGGAAUUAGUUACAGGUGGCAGCCUUCUCUUGUGUGGAGCCGUAAAUCUGCAAGAUACACUCCACGGUUCAGCUGGCUCUCAUGGCAUCUCCUGAGACAUGUCUAGCAUGCGUAGGUUUUCUGACCCGCUGUUAGUUCAUCUUUGGCAUCAUUGUUCUAUAAGCUGCCUGGCUGCAAAAGCGAAAGGAAACCCUGCGCUGGCCUGUGUUUGAACUGGAGCUUUGUGGCAUUGCAUUUGUGGCGUGGCUGUCCCUUCCACUGGCUGAGCCCCAGAUUUGAGCUUUGUUUUGUCCGAGGCUUACCGAAGUGGGGUUCAGAGACCCUGUUAAGCUGUAACAGUCCAACCGGUGAGAAGACUUGCGGGAUUCCCUUGCAGGCAGAGCCCCCUUGAGAACGUUGAGCUACUGGGUCACCUGUGAAUGGAUUUCCACCCUUCCUUCCAUUGGACCUCUGGGAAUCCUAAUGGCAGCCGUUCUCCAGCCAUUGCACAUUACACUCCCUCCCUCCCUCCCUCCCUCCCUCCCUCUCUUUUGCCAUCGAAAAGUUGCCUUGAGAUCUGCCUGCUCCCUGUUGGCCCGUCUAUUCCCCAGCAUCAUGAGGCAUCUUGGGGAAGCGUGUCAGCAAAAGGAGUUUGGUGCAUUGCAGCAUUUUCACCAUGCAACCUGGUUAGGAAAGG
Messenger RNA from Python bivittatus (Burmese python), 4551 nucleotides. The record is from RefSeq and is a predicted model, not a curated record. NCBI's taxonomy places the organism in Eukaryota, Metazoa, Chordata, Lepidosauria, Squamata, Pythonidae.